Brettanomyces bruxellensis is the source of this 255-nucleotide messenger RNA. RefSeq lists its product as uncharacterized. NCBI's taxonomy places the organism in Eukaryota, Fungi, Ascomycota, Pichiomycetes, Pichiales, Pichiaceae. The record is from RefSeq and is a predicted model, not a curated record. The transcript has a single exon. The coding region runs from base 1 to 255 and encodes 84 amino acids.
AUGGGAAAAGCAGCAGAACUUAUCAAAGCUAACAAGUACUUUAUGAGCUCCAAGUCAUGGUGUCCAGAUUGCAAGUACGCUAAGGCCAUCUUUCAGAAGUAUGGUGUUUUGGACAAGGUUAAGAUUGUUGAGUUAGAUAAAAUUGAUCCAAAGGAAGCUGAAAGUUUGGAAAAAGAGAUUACUGCCAUAGUGGGAGAAAGUGGGUCCCAACUAUUUUUUUCAACGGCAAGGAAUUUGGUACUGAAGAAACUUUAA